Arabidopsis arenosa is the source of this 768-nucleotide messenger RNA. Lineage: Eukaryota; Viridiplantae; Streptophyta; Magnoliopsida; Brassicales; Brassicaceae. The record is from the annotation of a GenBank genome assembly.
AAAAGAAGUAACAACGAAAGCACGAAUUAUCUCUAGUGAAACUUAUUCCUCGUGGCAAAAGAUAAGUGAUCCUGAAAGCAUCAGCUCGUGCUAAAGAUUCUUCUUUCUCUGAUGAGGACUCAGAUACCAAGAAGGCAGGCAGCUCGUGCUGCUACCAAGGCUGCAAGCAACUCAGAUUCAUCACAUGAAGUGGUGACAAGCUGCAUAGGUUAUCUUUUCUUUAGAACUAAGAAAAAGGACAUAGAUCCUGUAAACGAAGAGAUGGCUGCUAAAUCAAGUUCAGUCACAGCUCCUGUUACUGUGGAAAAAACUGUGUCUUCUACAGUGGUUGCAGAGCCAGUGGUGGUCAAGGCACGUGAGCCAAUUCCAGAGAAACAACAACGUGAGCUCUUCAAAUGGAUGUUGGAGGAGAAAAGGAAAGUAAAUCCCAAAAACGCAGAAGAGAAGAAACGGAAUGACCAAGAGAAAGCGAUUCUGAAACAGUUCAUAGGCUCCAAAACCAUUCCUACUCUCUGAUUUAUUAAAGUGCAGAUCCUGUUGAUUUUAGUUUGGUUUCAAUUCUUACUUUGUGGAUAUCAGAUGUUUUGCUUUUGGAAACUUUUUUCGUUUCAUUGUUGAAACCAGUCACUUUGGUCUUCAGUUCCAACAUUGAUCCAUUGUCCGGUCUCGUGUUUCUGUGGCAUUGUGAAACGUUGAAUGCUAGAGAAAAUGGUUCGUCUUUUUUUUGGGCUAAAGAGUUUGAGUUUGAAAUAUACAAUGUACAUGUCG